CCCCAUUAGAUCCGUUCCUAACCUCCGACCGACCUCUUCGAUCAAUCGAAAGGGCUACAGGGAGAGCGUGAUUGCUACCGGGAUGGAUGCCUUCGGGGGGUUCUUCGUCGAUGAGAAGGCGAUCCGCGUGGAGAACAUCUUCUUGGAAUUCCUUAAGAGAUUCAAGCAUGAUCCAAACGCGGUGGAGCCGUUCUAUGAGGCGGAGAUCGAGGCCAUGCGGCACAAGGAAUCCACCACCAUGUACGUGGAUUUCUCCCAUGUCAUGCGCUUCAACGACGUCCUCCAGAAGGCCAUUUCAGAGGAGUACCUCAGAUUCGAGCCCUAUCUGCGGAAUGCUUGCAUGAGAUUCGUAAUGGAGCAGAAAUCGAGCGAGAACAGACAACCUAUCAUCGCAGAUGACAACCCUAACCGCGACAUAAAUGUCGCCUUCUACAACAUUCCAUUGUUAAAAAGGUUGAGGGACCUGACGACAUCAGAGAUUGGGAAGCUGACUUCUGUAAUGGGGGUCGUUACCCGGACAAGUGAGGUCCGGCCAGAGCUCCUGCAGGGGACCUUUAAGUGCCUUGAGUGUGGCGGAGUCAUUAAGAAUGUGGAACAGCAAUACAAGUAUACCGAGCCUAUAAUAUGCAUGAAUGCUACAUGUGCAAACCGAAAUAAGUGGGCAUUGCUUCGGCAAGAGAGCAAGUUCACAGAUUGGCAACGGGUAAGGAUGCAGGAGACAUCUAAAGAAAUACCUGCUGGUUCUCUUCCUCGAUCUUUGGAUGUUAUUCUCCGACAUGAGAUUGUUGAGAAGGCAAGGGCUGGAGACACGGUCAUCUUCACUGGCACAUUGGUUGCGGUGCCAGAUAUUAUGGCACUGACUUCUCCAGGUGAGAGAGCAGAAUGCAGGCGUGAAGCUCCUCAGCGUCAAAAUGUAUCUGGUGGCCAUGGAGGAGUCAGCGGUCUCAAGGCUUUGGGAGUAAGGGAUCUUUCAUAUCGCCUCGCUUUCAUUGCAAACUCAGUGCAGAUAGCAGAUGGUAGAGGGGAUGGAGACAUCAGAGACAGGAAGAUAGAUGUUGAUGACAGUGAUAAACAGGAGUUCACACAAGAAGAGGAAGAUGAGGUGAUGAGGAUGAGGAAUACCCCUGAUUUUUUCAAUAAAUUAGUUGACAGCAUAUGCCCCACGGUUUUUGGUCAUCAAGAAAUAAAGCGAGCAGUUUUGCUUAUGUUAUUGGGUGGUGUGCACAAGUUAACCCAUGAAGGAAUUAACCUUAGAGGUGAUAUCAAUGUGUGCAUAGUAGGAGAUCCAAGCUGUGCAAAGUCUCAGUUCCUAAAGUAUACUUCUAAUCUCGUACCCCGAUCUGUUUAUACAUCAGGAAAAUCCUCCUCUGCUGCAGGUUUGACAGCAACAGUGGCUAAAGAGCCAGAAACCGGGGAGUUCUGUAUUGAGGCAGGAGCUCUAAUGCUUGCAGACAAUGGUAUAUGUUGCAUAGAUGAAUUUGAUAAAAUGGACAUUAGGGACCAGGUUGCUAUACAUGAAGCAAUGGAGCAGCAGACUAUAAGUAUCACCAAAGCAGGUAUACAAGCCACGUUGAAUGCAAGAACUUCAAUUUUGGCGGCAGCAAAUCCUACUGGAGGACGCUAUGACAAGUCAAAGCCCCUUAAGUACAAUGUGGCCCUUCCUCCUGCUAUUCUUUCAAGAUUUGAUCUGGUGUACAUUAUGAUCGAUGAGCCAGACGAAAACACAGACUACCAUAUUGCUCAUCACAUUGUGAGAGUUCAUCAGAAGAGGGAGGAUGCACUUGCCCCUGCAUUUACAACUGCAGAGUUAAAGCGAUACAUAGCAUAUGCUAAGUCUCUGAAACCUCAGCUUAGUUCGGAAGCAAAAAAUGUGCUAGUGGAAUCAUAUGUAGCUCUUCGUAGAGGUGAUAGUACUCCUGGAACCAGAGUGGCCUACAGAAUGACAGUUAGGCAACUUGAGGCAUUGAUCAGGCUUUCUGAAGCAAUUGCUAGGAGUCAUUUGGAGAAUGUGGUGCUCCCAGCCCAUGUUCGCGUGGCAGUAAAACUCCUAAAAACAUCCAUUAUCAGUGUUGAAUCUAGUGAGAUCGAUCUUUCUGAUUUCCAAGAUCAUGAAGAUGGUGUUGCAGUCAAUGUUCCUGAUCAAGAUGCUGCAGAGUCGGCUUCUGAUGGAAUUAGUCCAGCAACAGAAAAUGGAGGUAAUGAACAAGGAUCUGAGAGUCAUCAGAAAAAGAAACUUGUUAUAACUGAAGAACACUUUCAGAGAGUUACCCAAGCCCUUGUUAUGCGUCUGCGGCAACAUGAGGAGGCAGUAGCGCAAGAUGGAAGUGGUUUGGCUGGAAUGAAGCAGGGGGAUCUAAUUAUUUGGUACGUGGAGCAGCAGAAUGCCGUAGGUGCUUACAGUAACACCGAUGAGGUCCGGGAAGAAGUCAAGUGCAUCAAAGCCAUUAUAGAGAGGUUGAUACAGAGGGAAGGCCAUCUGAUAGUGAUAGAUGAUGGAACGAGCUCAGCAGCGUCGGAUGGUCAAGCAAGAAGAUCGAGUGAGAACCGAAUUCUGGCAGUGGCUCCAAAUUAUAUUGUCGAGUAGGAGCAUCUGCAAGUGCAGGCUGCAGUCCUUUUUAGAGAUUUCUACAUAUAGGAAGACUCGGGAUGGGACAAUUAGAGACCUUGUGUAUUAACUAAUUACUACCGCAAUGCUCGUCCGUCCAGCCCUAUGCGAGAGUUUGUACCACUGUAAGUGUUUGCUUUAUUUUUAUGAUAUCAAAGUUGAGUUUCAAGUAUCCUCUCUACGUUGAAGAAACUGCUUUAAUUAUGAACG
Musa acuminata AAA Group (dessert banana) is the source of this 2815-nucleotide messenger RNA. Its product is annotated as DNA replication licensing factor MCM6. Gene Ontology annotation, cellular component: MCM complex; nucleus. Gene Ontology annotation, biological process: double-strand break repair via break-induced replication; DNA replication initiation; mitotic DNA replication. The transcript has 18 exons. The record is from RefSeq and is a predicted model, not a curated record. Bases 83 to 2584 code for a protein of 833 amino acids. Gene Ontology annotation, molecular function: single-stranded 3'-5' DNA helicase activity; ATP binding; single-stranded DNA binding. Lineage: Eukaryota; Viridiplantae; Streptophyta; Magnoliopsida; Zingiberales; Musaceae.